CUGAUUGUAUUUGUGGACCAACCUGCACGUUUGCUAGUUGAUUGACGCUAGUAGUUUCUGAUCAUUGAGCGCCUGGGCUUUGACGCAAUGUUUGCAACCGUGCUGAGAAGAUGCGUGAGCGGAAAGUUACUGUCGGCACCUGCCGCAAAACUUGUCAGAGCCAGAGGGACAAGCAACUACUCCACAACUUUAAGAAGGACGGCCGCUGCUCUCACUAGCGGGCGAGCUGCGCUCCUCCUGGGCCUCCCCGCACUGUCCUGCCUGACCUUUGAAGCUUAUCACCGAGUGCAGAGUUCAACCGUGCUCUACGCUUUAGAGAAAGAGGAGGUUCUGGAGCAGGCUGACUACCUGUACAGCUGUGCAGAGACGGAGAAGCUGUACCAGCUGCUGCUGCAGUACAAGGACAGUGACAAUGCAGAGUUUCUGUGGAGGCUGGCUCGGGCGUCUCGCGACCUGUCCGUCCAGCCCAACGUGGAGGCCGGACGGAAGAAGCAGCUGAUGUUUGACGCUUUUGAAUAUGCAAAGAAGGCCCUGGACAAAGAUGACAAGUGUUUCGCUGCACACAAAUGGUACGCAGUGUGUCUCAGCGACGUCGGGGAUUACGAGGGAAUCAAGACGAAAAUCGGAAAUUCCUACAUCAUCAGGGAACAUCUAGAGAGAGCUAUUGAACUCAAUCCCAAAGAUGCCACUUCCUUAUUUAUUUUGGGUUACUGGUGCUUUUCCUUUGCUGAGCUGCCUUGGUACCAACGCAAAGUGGCGGCGGUCAUUUUUUCUUCACCACCCAACUCCACGUACGAGGAGGCUUUGGAGUUCUUCCUGAAAGCCGAAGAAGCUGAUCCAAACUUCUACAGUAAAAAUCUGCUGAUGCUCGGGAAGACGUACCUGGGGAUGAAAGACCGAGAGAGAGCGCUGCACUAUCUAACCAAAGCAAAAGAAUACCCCGCCCACACACAGGAGGAGAAGGAGGUCCACAAAGAAGCCCUUGACUUCCUGAAGAAACUAGGAUGAACCUGUGGUUGCCACGUAGUGGAUUUUGCCUUUUUGGAGGCUGUUAAUUUCCCCAAAAUGUUAUUCUGAUUCUGUAAAUUAUUAAUUCAGCGGCACCAUGUUAAGUCAUUCAGCUUUUAAGCAAAAACUGGAACCUGCAAAGUUUGACGUUCAAGUAAUGUGAUGUACAUGCUGCCUGCGUCUCUUCAUGCCUCAUUUCCACUGACUUCUCUGACAUCCAGCUCAAAGAGGAGCACACGCUAUUGGCUGGAGUGAAUGUUCCAAAAAUACGAGCGUGGUCUUUUGAUUUCCUCUGAAAAUGGAUGAGAAGUGGCCAGGAGCAAUGCUGGGCCGUUACGCAUGAAGCAGCUGCACCAGUUGUUUGGAAAAGCUGCAUGUUAUCUAUCUAUAUAUAUAUAAAUAUAUAUAUAUUGAAUUCAAA
Gasterosteus aculeatus aculeatus (three-spined stickleback) is the source of this 1429-nucleotide messenger RNA. It is a transcript of the gene rmdn1, whose product is annotated as regulator of microtubule dynamics 1. NCBI's taxonomy places the organism in Eukaryota, Metazoa, Chordata, Actinopteri, Perciformes, Gasterosteidae. The record is from RefSeq and is a predicted model, not a curated record. Gene Ontology annotation, cellular component: cytoplasm; mitotic spindle pole; spindle microtubule. Gene Ontology annotation, molecular function: microtubule binding.